ACGGCUGACAUAAGCACGUUUUGCGGCUAGUCUUCUCAAUCGCAUGGGCCUUUUUUUUUCUCUUGACUUUUCUAUGCUCUAGUUUUUGGGUUCCCAACGCACACUCAUACAAGGAUCGAUAAAGAUGAUUGGGAAACGGAAGAGGGGCACGGCCGUUGUGUCGAGAGCUACAACUUCAGAUGACGAGGCCACGCCGCAGACAACUACCGAGUCCUCCCAGGACAUUUUCCGCAAAUUCUUCGAAGCUCAAUUCCAACCGUUGGAUGUACCUGGAGGUCAGGUGUCCCGCCGUGAUGAUUCAGAAGACGAAAGCGACGAGGAAGACUUGGAGGCUUCCGAUGCUGAGUCGGAUUGGGAUGGUAUGAGCGGAGACGAAGAGGAACCAGAGGAGGUUGAAGUAAUUGAGCAUCGGGACGUAAAGUCCCAGGACUUGAUGGACAAGAAAGCUCGCAAGGCCUUCAUGACCGCCAAACCGCCAUCCUCAAUCUCUGAGCGAACCACGGCCAAAACGCCGAAGAAAGAUACCGAGGAUGACAACGAUGACACCGAAAUUGAUGCGGACCAUCUGAAAAACGAUCUCGCACUGCAACGUCUCCUAAAGGAAUCCCACCUUCUCGACUCAGCGUCCGAUCUUGCUCCAACUGGCAAGAAUCGCAUCAAGGCUCUUGACUUGCGGAUGCAGGAACUAGGAUCUAAAGAGUCCUUGUACAAGCAAAUGAUGCCCUCUUCUCACCGGAGAGGCAUCAAAGCCAAGGCCGAGAUGAAGGAAAACAAGCGUCGGAAGGAAGCCAGAGAAAACGGAAUUAUCCUCGAAAAACCGGCACCGAAGUCGAACACCAGCAGCGCCAAACGGCGAGAACGUGGUGUUGGAGGGCCCUCCGUCGGAAAGUUUGCAGGCGGAACUUUGAACCUGAGCAAACAUGACGUAGCCGCUAUCCAAGCAUCAGGCCGGUCAAGCAGCAGAGGCAGAGGCAGGGGCGGUGGCAGAGGACGUCGCUAGUUGUCGAUUCUGGCCCAUGACACCUGACAACUACGCAUGACAUGCAUCGCGUCCAAAUUCCCUUCGAAUCUCUUGCACUCAAAACACGCUACCGCUGUGCAUAGUGCCUCCGGCUCGGGGCGUACUGUAUGCUUGCCUCAGUAUCGAUUAUCGGCGAAGAGAGGGGCUGUAGUUGCUUUCGACCACGCGAGUGGCCU
Molecule: messenger RNA, 1197 nt
Organism: Aspergillus brunneoviolaceus CBS 621.78
Lineage: Eukaryota; Fungi; Ascomycota; Eurotiomycetes; Eurotiales; Aspergillaceae
Exons: 3
Coding region: 125-1000 (291 amino acids)
Biological process (GO): maturation of SSU-rRNA from tricistronic rRNA transcript (SSU-rRNA, 5.8S rRNA, LSU-rRNA)
Cellular component (GO): nucleolus
Source: RefSeq, a predicted model, not a curated record